Diceros bicornis minor is the source of this 2749-nucleotide messenger RNA. RefSeq names its product zinc finger protein 239-like. The transcript has 2 exons. Gene Ontology annotation, biological process: regulation of transcription by RNA polymerase II. Gene Ontology annotation, molecular function: DNA-binding transcription factor activity; RNA polymerase II cis-regulatory region sequence-specific DNA binding. The record is from RefSeq and is a predicted model, not a curated record. NCBI's taxonomy places the organism in Eukaryota, Metazoa, Chordata, Mammalia, Perissodactyla, Rhinocerotidae.
GGAGGCAGCUGAAAUCCCAAACUUAAAAAAAAAAGUGGAAAUACUGCCAAAAGCAAUGAAAAUCAGGCUUGGUCAUGGAAGCACAAGUAGAGAGACAGCACCAUACAAACCAGUGCUGUGGAAAAGUCCAGAAAGAAAAUAAAAUGAGAGAAUCCAAGAGAAUGAAGAUAAGUAUUUGAGGCAAGCUUUAUUCAUCAACGACAAAACAUUGACUAAGGAGAGAAGUAAGACCUUAGGAGAAGCAUUUAAUAUGGCCACAAACCCAGUGCCCUCAAGAAAAGUAUCCCAUACAUGUGACUCCUUUGGAAUAAGCUUGAAAAGUGUUUCAGAAUUAAUUAUUAGUAAUAGAAGCCAUGUAAGAAAAAUGUCUGAUGAUUUCAGUGGAUGUGGAUUCCUUGAUUCUAUGCAUCAGAAAACUCAUACAGGGAACAAACCCUGUGAAAAUGAUCAAAAGAGGAAAUCCCACAGUCAUAAUGAGGACUUUAUUCAACAUCAGAAUAUUUCAGCUCUGGAGCAACUUCUUGAAUAUAAUAAUUGUGGGAAAGCCUUUCACAAUAAAACAGCUUUCCUUACAUGUAAGAGACCUCACACAGGACAGAAACCCUCUGAAGGUAAUGAAUACGGAUGAGCCUUCAGGCAAAAGUUAAAACUCAAUGUUUGUCUGAGAACCCUUCGAGAAAGGAAGCCACGUGAAUCCAGUAAAAAUGGGAAAUCCUCAUGCAUGAAGUUAAAACGUGCACAUCAGAGAACUCACAUAGGGGAGAAAUACUAUGAAUGUAAUAAAUUGGGAAAAUCCUUUAGCAAAAAUUCAAACCUUACUCAACAUCAGAGAAUGCACACUGGAGGAAAAUCUGAUGAGUGUAACAAAAGUGAGGAAGCUUUGUGGAAGUCAUGCCACAAUCACAAUGAGAGGACUCACACAGGAGAGAAAAUUUAUGACUGUAAUAAAUGUGGGAAAUCCUUCCAUGGAAAGUCACACCUUACACAACAUCAGAGAAUUCACACAAGAAAAACCCAGUAAGUGUAAUGAUAAUGAGAGAGCCAAAAAGAAGGAGUCACAUCUCACUCUAAAUCAGAGAACUAACACAAGAGAGAAAAGCUGUAGAGGUAGUAAAUGUGAGAAAUCCUCCUGCAAGAAGUUGAAACUCACUCAACAUCAGAAAACGCACUUGAGGAAAAGAACCGAUGAGUGUAAUGAAAGUGGGACGGCCUUCAGUAAGAAGUCACACCUCACUCAACAUCUGAGAGCUCACAAAGGAAAGAAAACCUAUACCUGUAGUAAAUGUGGGAAAAGCUUCCAUAAGAAAAUAGGCCUGACUCAACAUCAGAGCACACACAUGGGAGAAAAACCCUAUGAAUGUAACGAAUGUGGAAAGUCCUUCUUUGUGAAGUCCAACCUAACUGAACAUCAGAGUUCUCACACAGGAGAAAAACCCUAUGAAUGUAGAGAAUGUGGAAGGUCCUUCUGCCAGAAGUCACCCUUCAUGGUGCAUCAGAGAACUCACACGGGAGAGAAGCCGUAUAAAUGUAGUGAAUGUGGGAAAACCUUCUGUGUGAAAUCAAACCUCACUCAACAUCAAAGGACCCACACUGGAGAGAAACCCUAUAAAUGUAAUGAAUGCUGGAGAUCUUUCUGUGUGAAGUCCAACCUUGUACAUCAGAGAACUCAUACAGGAGAGAAGCCCUACUGAUGUCCCGAAUGUGGGAAAACUUUCUGUGAAAAGUCAGCUCUCACGAACCAUCAGAGAAUUCACACAGAGGAAAAACCCUGUGAAGGUAAUGAAUGUAUAAAAACCUUCAGCCAGCGGUCAGCCCUCACCAAACAUCAAAGAAAAACACACAAGAAGAAAACUCUCCUCAACACUCUCCAUGGGCAGAAGCCUUCAUUGACAAGUCAGACUCAUUGAACAUCAGCAGAAUCAUGGGGCAGAAAUGCUAAGAUGUCAGGCAUGUAGGAAAGUCUUUACCAAUAGAACCUUUAUCAAUAGAACUUUACCAAUAGGUUCUAGCUAAUUGGAAUUGGAGAAGCAAUAUAGCAGUGAAACCUUAUGAAUGCUUUGAACUUGUGAAAGCUUUCAACAAGUAUUCAGAGACAUUGAGGGGAAAUAUACUAUUUUAAGGAAUAUGGAUUAAAAUGUUCUUGUGGAAAUAUUGUUUAACUAGAAGUCAUAUUUCAGAUGUGACACCCAACUUAUUACAGAAAAGAUAACAAGAAAUAGUCUGUUCUUAGUAGAAUGUUAAAUGUAGAGCUUUUGUAAAUGCAUGAACAAUUUUCAUUGACACAACAGCCUUAAAUAUAUAUAUGAAGACUUUCUGAGGUAUAUUGGGCUAUACAUAGGUAUAUAGUACAUGAGUGUGAGAUAUAACAUGAAUUAUGUGUAUGUUGGGUUUGCAUUUGGGAACCCACCACUGUCUCUGAAUCUAGCAAUACAUUAACACUAUAAGUAAAAACUGACCAGUCAUGUAACCUGUGGCCCAACAAUUCCACUUCUAGAUAUGUACCCUAAAACAUUAGUUCUCAACUGGGCAUCCUAAAGGGUGUUUGGAAAUAUUGGGAUGGUUUGGUAGUCACUAUGACUGAGGGUGCUACAGGUGUUUAGUAGGUGGGAGGGCCAAAGAUGCUAGAUGCCCUGCAAUGUGUCUGAGAAAGGACAGGAAGAAGAGGCUCAUCCAGAAUGCCAGUAGCUCCAUCGCAGAAAAACACCGCCCUAGAGAAACUGGCACAUCUGCACCCACAGACAUUAUAAGA